Molecule: messenger RNA, 844 nt
Organism: Lepidothrix coronata (blue-crowned manakin)
Lineage: Eukaryota; Metazoa; Chordata; Aves; Passeriformes; Pipridae
Product: protein shisa-1-like
Exons: 2
Coding region: 1-735 (244 amino acids)
Source: RefSeq, a predicted model, not a curated record
AUGGCUCGGGGUGUGCUCUGUGCCCUGCUGCUGGCGCUGGGCUGCGCCCUGGGCCAGGCGGGGGAGUAUUGCCACGGCUGGUCGGGGGGUGCCCAGCGCUGGCACCGCGGCUUCCAGUGCCCCGAGCGCUCGGACGGCCCCCUGGCCACGCUGUGCUGCGGCUCCUGCAGCCUCCGCUACUGCUGCUCGGCCCCCGAGAGCCGCCUGGACCAGGGCAGAUGCCCCGGGGAGCCCCUGCCCAGCCCCAGGACCCCUGUGCCAGUGCCCGUGUACCUGCCUUUCCUCCUCGUCGGCUCCGUCUUCGUGGCAUUUGUUGUUGGCGGCGCCUGCGUUGGAAUUUGCUGCUGCAAAUGCUUCAAAUCCCGAGCUGAGGGGCAGCAAAGUGGGCUUGCACCCGGCCAGACUUGGCUACUAGAGCCUGACGUUCCUUCUGGCCUCCCCAGCUCUGCCCUCAGGGGCUCCCUGGGCAGCGCCCCUCCAAGCAGCAUCUGCACGGCUCUGCCUCCACCCGUCCCUGUCCUCGGGCUGGCUCAAAACCCUCGGUUCUUCUCCCCUCCAUGCACCAGUGCACAGCUCUCACACCCUUCCCGUGCUCUCCACGGGAUCCCAAGGGAUCACAUGUCAGUCCUGGCUCCAGCACCAUUCCUUAAAAGAACAAUUCAUGGACAUGGUGCUGAGGCAGCUCUUGGAGUGGCACAGGGUAAGCCAGGGAUGUUCUCAGCAGUUCAUGUCUGACUGCCACUCACACCACCCACCUGCAUCUGCCUCACGACUACUUUGGGACUGAAUUGAGGACUUGGAAAUAUUUGGUGCUACUAGGAAGUGCAUCAAUUUUGGCUUUUUA